Syzygium oleosum is the source of this 2139-nucleotide messenger RNA. RefSeq lists its product as uncharacterized. The transcript has 10 exons. The coding region runs from base 140 to 1849 and encodes 569 amino acids. Gene Ontology annotation, molecular function: cysteine-type deubiquitinase activity; zinc ion binding. Lineage: Eukaryota; Viridiplantae; Streptophyta; Magnoliopsida; Myrtales; Myrtaceae. The record is from RefSeq and is a predicted model, not a curated record. Gene Ontology annotation, biological process: spliceosomal complex assembly; mRNA processing; protein deubiquitination.
CCCAGCAGCAGAUCACUCCAGCAUUUUCCCCCAAUUCGCCUUCCCCCUCGCUCUCUCUCCGACAACGGCGCACCACCGCCGCCGGCGCAAGUCCGCCGCCACAGCGCCGCCACCUCCGUGAAAGGAAGAGUUAACUGCCAUGAAAAGAAACGGGGAAGCCGUGGACGAUGAGGAGUUUGUUCCCGACACGAAGAAGCGGAGGGUGCUCGAGCAAUCAUCUCCCUCUUCGUCCCCAUUAGUUGAAAACCCACUUCAUCAACUGACUGCUUAUGAUGAUAUCGAUGACGAGGAAGAUGUUACGAGGGGGAGGCUGAGAAACGGUUAUCGAGAGGGAGUAGAUGGGUAUGCGGCGGCACAACAGAAUGGGCGUGGGGUUGAUGAAAGAGGAAAAGAAGAGGAUGAUAGCGAGAGUGACGAUGAAGAAGACGAGGAGCAUAAUAAAGGGAGGAGAGGUCGCCUUGUUGAGAUCCGGAGGGACUGCCCUUAUCUUGAUACAGUUAAUCGCCAGGUUUUGGAGUUUGACUUUGAGAAGUUCUGCUCUGUGUCUCUAUCGAAUUUGAAUGUAUACGCGUGUUUAGUCUGCGGGAAAUAUUAUCAAGGAAGAGGAAAGAAGUCUCAUGCUUAUACACACAGCGUUGAAGCAGGGCAUCACGUCUUCAUCAAUCUCCAGAGUGAGAGGGUUUACUGCCUGCCUGAUGGAUAUGAGAUCAAUGAUCCCUCCUUGGAUGACAUUCGGCAUGUGCUGAACCCAAGGUUUACAAGGGAGCAAGUUCAACAGAUUGACAAAAACAAACAAUGGUCUAGGGCUCUUGAUGGUUCUGAUUACCUUCCUGGGAUGGUGGGACUGAAUAACAUCAAGGAGACUGAUUUUGUCAAUGUCACAAUUCAAUCUUUAAUGAGAGUUACUCCUUUGAGGAACUUUUUCCUUAUUCCUGAAAAUUAUCAGCAUAGCAAAUCUCCACUUGUUCAUAGGUUUGGAGAACUCACCAGGAAAAUUUGGCAUGCGCGAAAUUUUAAAGGACAGGUAAGUCCUCAUGAGUUUCUGCAGGCAGUUAUGAAAGCCAGCAAAAAACGUUUUCGGAUAGGUGCACAGUCUGACCCAGUUGAAUUUAUGUCGUGGCUUCUUAAUACUUUGCAUGCGGAUCUCAAAACUUCAAAGAAAAGGAGCAGCAUUAUUCACGAGUGCUUUCAGGGGGAGUUGGAAGUUGUAAAAGAGAUUCCUGGCAAAAUUAUGGCUGAUAAGAGAGAAAGUGGUGAUGACCAGGAUGGCAAUGCAAAUCUCAUGGAUAGUGGGACUGAACUUAAUAGUGUAAUGUCUGACACAUCUAGAAUGCCCUUCUUAAUGCUUGGACUUGAUUUGCCACCACCGCCUCUUUUCCAAGACGUAAUGGAGAAAAACAUUAUACCCCAGGUACCCCUUUUUAACAUACUGAAGAAAUUUGAUGGAGAGACAAUAACAGAGGUUGUCCGUCCACGCCUAGCAAGGAUGAGAUACCGUGUCACGAGAUUGCCUCGGUAUCUCAUUCUCCAUAUGCGGAGAUUUACCAAAAACAAUUUUUUUGUGGAGAAGAACCCAACUUUAGUUAAUUUUCCUGUCAAGAACUUGGAAUUGAAGGACUACAUUCCAUUACCCACACCGGGAGAUAAGGAGAGGUUGCGAUCAAAGUAUGAUUUGAUUGCCAACGUUGUUCAUGAUGGCAAACCUGGUGAAGGUUCUUACAGGGUUUUUGUUCAGCGGAAGUCUGAAGAACUUUGGUAUGAGAUGCAGGAUCUGCACGUUUCAGAAACCCUUCCUCAAAUGGUUGCACUCUCGGAGGCAUACAUGCAGAUAUAUGAGCAGCAUCAGUAGGAUAAUUUUGGUUGAAAAAAUUUUCAGUGUCUUUUGCUUUGCAACUUCACACCCCGUUGGUGCUGGACUUCAAAUCAUCGAAACAGAAGUUCGAUCUGUAUGUGAGACUACCUGUCAGAUCUGUCUCUUCUGAGCUGCUCGGGUUUUUGGAUGAACCUUAGAUAUAGGUUAUCGUGCUUUGCUAUCAGAUGACUAAUGACGUGAAACCUGUAUUCUGUUGACUGUAUAUGAUCAUUAGCGAAACCUUAAGCUUAGUUUACAAUGAGUAAUGAAAGAGGGUGGUUGCGGCA